Messenger RNA from Suricata suricatta (meerkat), 1514 nucleotides. It is a transcript of the gene RCL1, whose product is annotated as RNA terminal phosphate cyclase like 1. The record is from RefSeq and is a predicted model, not a curated record. NCBI's taxonomy places the organism in Eukaryota, Metazoa, Chordata, Mammalia, Carnivora, Herpestidae. Gene Ontology annotation, biological process: ribosome biogenesis; endonucleolytic cleavage of tricistronic rRNA transcript (SSU-rRNA, 5.8S rRNA, LSU-rRNA). The coding region runs from base 182 to 1348 and encodes 388 amino acids. The transcript is spliced from 9 exons. Gene Ontology annotation, molecular function: RNA endonuclease activity. Gene Ontology annotation, cellular component: nucleolus.
CGGUGUCUCAUCUCUCCGUCUUCCUGUUCCAAACCACGUGGACGCGCCGGGGGCUGCGGGGCUACGAGACCGAGCCCAGGUCACCACCGCCGCUGUCGCCGCCCCCGCCGGGGUCGCGACCCCCGCACCCGUCCGAAGUCGCUGCGCCCCGGCCGCCGGCACCUUUGCGGAGGGCGCGCACAUGGCGACUCAGUCGCACUCCCUCAGCUACGCGGGCUGCAACUUCUUGCGCCAGCGACUGGUCCUGUCCACCCUGAGCGGGCGCCCCGUCAAAAUCCGAAAGAUUCGGGCCAGAGACGACAACCCGGGCCUCCGAGACUUUGAAGCCAGCUUCAUAAGGCUGUUGGACAAAAUAACCAAUGGUUCUCGGAUCGAAAUAAACCAAACAGGCACAACCUUGUAUUACCAGCCUGGCCUCCUGUACGGCGGGGCCGUGGAGCAUGACUGCAGUGACCUUCGCGGCAUUGGCUACUACCUGGAGAGCCUUCUCUGCCUGGCCCCAUUCAUGAAGCACCCGUUAAGAAUCGUUCUGCGGGGAGUAACCAACGACCAGGUUGACCCUUCGGUUGAUGUUCUUAAGGCAACAGCCCUCCCCCUGUUGAAACAGUUUGGAAUUGACGGUGAAUCAUUUGAGCUAAAGGUUGUGCGGCGGGGAAUGCCUCCCGGAGGAGGGGGAGAAGUGUUCUUCUCGUGUCCUGUGAGGAAGGUCCUGAAGCCCGUUCAGCUCACGGAUCCGGGGAAAAUCAAACGCAUCAGAGGAAUUGCGUACUCCGUGCGUGUGUCGCCGCAGAUGGCAAACCGGAUCGUGGACUCUGCAAGGAGCAUCCUCAACAAGUUUAUCCCCGACAUCUAUAUUUACACGGACCACAUGAAGGGAGUCAGCUCGGGAAAACCGCACGCAGCCGCUCUGCUGCCUCCUGGCUGCUCCUUGCUGGCUCUGGGUCCAGUUUCCCCCAUCCUCCUGCUGUCCCCUCCCCACAGCCUCCCUCAGGCGCCGGUGGGGUGGCGGCGCUCCCCUGUCCGCAGUGGCCCCAUCCUGCUGCACAGCGCCGCCUCCACUCGCCCCCGCUCCUGCUCCUGUGUCAUCUUUGCCGGUGGAUGCAUUGACUCGACCAACCAAAGCCUGGGUCUGCUGCUCAUGACGCUUGGACAGCAGGACGUCUCCAAGGUCCUGCUCGGACCGCUGUCUCCCUACACGAUAGAGUUUUUACGGCAUUUGAAGAGCUUCUUCCAGAUUAUGUUUAAAAUUGAAACCAAGCCAUGUGGCGAAGAACUCAAGGGUGGGGACAAAGUGCUGCUGACCUGCGUUGGCAUUGGCUUCUCCAACCUUAGCAAGACCCUUAAGUGAUGCUGUCACAAGAUGAGGCCCCGAGGCCUACAGACAAAGCAGAUGCUGCCACGGACACCCGAAGGGACCAAGUCCAAAUUCAUCCUCGGCAGGAGAGCCUCUUAUGUUAAGGAUUUCUUCAUUUUCCACUAAAAAUCAGAACAUUUAAAUAAAAGACCUCUCUGUA